Lodderomyces margitis is the source of this 771-nucleotide messenger RNA. RefSeq lists its product as uncharacterized. Bases 1 to 771 code for a protein of 256 amino acids. The transcript has a single exon. The record is from RefSeq and is a predicted model, not a curated record. NCBI's taxonomy places the organism in Eukaryota, Fungi, Ascomycota, Pichiomycetes, Serinales, Debaryomycetaceae.
AUGCAAUACUCCAAAGUCGCUAUUUUAUCUGCUGCCGCUGGUACCGCUUUCGCUGAAUACUCAAACUCCACUUCUAGUGGUGGUGGUGGUGUCGGAACUACUGUUAUUACAGUCAGUGGUACCCCAAUCACUACUGGUGUAACUACUGUCACUGAGGUUGAAACCACUUACACUACCUACUGCCCAUUGCCAACCACUGAAAAGCCAACUGAGAAGCCAACCUCAUCUGGCGGUGCUCCAGGUACUGAGACUGAAACUGAAAUAGAGACUACAAUCAUCACCAUCACUUCAUGUGAAGAAAACAAGUGUACUGAAGUUCCAAUCACUACUGGUGUAACUACCGUUACCAAUGUUGAAACUACAUACACUACCUACUGCCCACUUCCAACCACUGAACAACCAACUACUGAACAACCAACUACUGAACAACCAACCACUGCUCAACCAACCACUGCUCAACCAACCACUGCUCAACCAACCACUGAACAACCAACCACUGAACAACCAACCACUGCUCAACCAACUACUCAACAACCAGGUGGUGAACAACCAACCACGAAAUCUACUGUUGCUGCUGAAUCAUCAACUCCAGCUCAAGCAUCUACCGGUCAACCAACCACACAAACUACUGUUGCUGCUGAAUCAUCAACUCCAGCUCAAGCUUCAUCAUCAUCAGCUCCAGCUGUUUCUGCAGUCUCUGAAGCUGCUGGUACUAUCAAGUCUGCCUCCUACUUGGCUGGAUUGUUGGCUUUGGGUGCUGCUUUGAUCUAA